UCAGCCUGCUGCAUCCUGUUCACGCUGAUUCACAGCCGGCCACAACGCAUGUCUGACCCGCCCCUCAAGAGCUCAUUCACACCCUUGGGUGGCCCCUUGCCCUGUGAUUUACACCUCAUGAAUCUGCGCACGCUGGCUCUGCCCAAUACAGCCCCAGUGGGUGCCAAACCGGAGUCAUCCUGGACCCCCAGCAACACAACAGCCAUGUUCUUGCACCGCCUCCCCCAUGACUGUCGGCUGCGCUCAUAUGCCAUGCGGUGUACCCAGCAGACCGAUUCUGUGGCAACACUUGCCGAUAUGUUUCCCGACUACUUUGGACCAAGCGUGGAGGAAACCACGCUCUCACUUUUGCGAACGAUCUCGUCAACGUACACCAAGACAUCUCGUCUGAACUUGCCUUCGCCUGCCGAGAUGGCUGCAUACAAACUUCAGCGACGGUGAACAACCCCGCCCUUGUCUGGACAACCAUUCCCUUUUAAUAUCAUCUACUUGCCAAAAAGAAAGAAAGAUGUGGGGAGGAAUUUGCUCCCUUCGCUUAGGAAUGGCCAAAACUGACCCAAUUGCAUGCGUGUUCUGCGGGACAAGUUGACAGACAUGACGCUACUUCACAUUUGCUGUUAAGCAAAACAAAUACGUCAACACCGGUACAUGCAACAGCAAGUGCUUGGUCUGCACUGGCCAUUUAAUGCUCAAGUCUUCCCCGGUCUACUUUCAUCGCAUCUGGACCUGUGUCUAGUUUUAUAGAGUGCUAUUCUUUUUCUUCCUUUCGUUUGGUCUUGAAUAUUGUCCCGACAGUCCUAUUUAUUUUCUACUCAUUUACGUCAUAUUCGCGUUGUUUGAUUCCAUACUUCCCUUUGCAAUAUAGGGUGCUGCAACGUACCAAAAAAUGUUAUUGUCAGAUAGAUUUUAUAAAUUAUUUCUACGUUAUGCAGAGCCACGGCGUUGUUGAACUCUUGUUCACAUUUGUGACCAUCAAUUUGCCAGACAUUGAUAUAUUGCGACCAUCAAGUUGGCAAUAAUUGGCAAGAGGACGCUUACGGCAAGUUGCUUAUAUGAACUGCCAAAACCUACCUUAAUACGUCGAAAUUUUCCGAUGGGCUGGGAGGCUUUAGUCCAAUUUUCUUUAGUUUAAUCUAUUAUGUUUAGGUUUAAAUAUAGAGGCCUUUAUUUUAUGCAUAGAAGGGUGACCCGAAUGAACUUGUACCAGUGAUGCAUGACUGUUUAGCACUAGCAACCAAUGUGUGCAAAUGCACACUCAUGAAAAGGCAGCUGGAAUUAUUGGUAGACUGCCUUUUGAUUGUCUUCCCUCUUGUAAGAGCGUAAUAGUGCUAAACGGUGAAAUGUGUGAUUUGCACUAGAUGCACUGUUAGCCCUCUAACCACUCGAUGGCACUGGAGUACUUUUAAUGAAGCGAGACUUGUUACAGCAUGUUGACACCUUCCUGCAUAGCCCAACUGAGCCCACAGGCUUGUGUGUGUAUGGUAGUGUGCAGCCCAAAGGCCUGUUAGCAACAGCAGCUGUUACCAAGAGCUACUACUUCAAAUGUGGCGCAUCAACUUAGGCAGAACUGUGACUUAUAUGAUAACAGAGGAAUUGUGAAUAGUGUAUACAGUGGAUGUAGCUAGGAUGUUUUUAAUAAUUUUUCUCUGUGAUUAGAAGAAACAAGGGAGAAACUGUUGUGUCGACCCUUUGUGUCUAUCUUGCCGGUGAGUCAUUAGAGGCAGACUAUACUGUGUUUGUGUGGCCCACAAUGCAACCAUUCCAUAGCACUGUGUUCUAGGGAGAGCAGUGUCCUGAACAUGAUGGGCCUUUUUUUUUUCUUUGUAAAUAACAUUAAUUGAAUAGUUAAUUUGUGUCGUGGAAGAAUGCAAGUGCAGAGAGCAUUAGCUGUGCAAAAAAAUUUGUGUUGUGGGAGAAUGCAAGUGCAGAGAGCAUUAGCUGUGCAAAAAUAAAGGCGUUCAGAUUC
This is a messenger RNA of Dermacentor silvarum, 1966 nucleotides long. RefSeq names its product alpha-mannosidase 2x-like. The record is from RefSeq and is a predicted model, not a curated record. The transcript has 3 exons. Gene Ontology annotation, biological process: carbohydrate metabolic process. Gene Ontology annotation, molecular function: carbohydrate binding; catalytic activity. Lineage: Eukaryota; Metazoa; Arthropoda; Arachnida; Ixodida; Ixodidae. The coding region runs from base 49 to 441 and encodes 130 amino acids.